GAUGACUCGCUUCAUUUGAUCAAGAAGGAUCCCGUCCAUGAGGAUGAGAUCUGACGUUCUGCGCUGGAUAUUAUAGAAGAAUGAAAAGCAACCUCUGUCACAAAAAAAAAUCAUACAAAUGAUAUGACCGUUCUCCUCGCAUCGGUCACCACACUCAUCUACUAAAGAGUUAACUGUGAGCCAUCUACAGAAAGUCAUUUUGUAUAACAUCAUCAAAACCAUGGUGGACAACCGCUAUGCCACAGCUCUGGUCAUCGGCUCCGUGCUGAGCCUGCUCGCCACUGUCUAUCUCUCUGUUGCCAUGGGAACGCAACACUGGUUCCAGUACCACAGCCAGCCGGCCAGCAAUGACGCCAAAAAUGGCUCGGACCUGCAGGAGCUACGUCAGGACUUUGGAGCAGAGGACGUGGAUGAGCGGAUCUACAGCAUCGCUCUCUUCCGGCUCAAUGGGACGCUGGGUCUCUGGUGGCGCUGCAUUCUGGUGCCCCAGGACUCGCACUGGUUUAAAGAGCCUGAUCCAGUAAUGGUGACUAAAUGUCAGGCCUUUACUUUGCCACAGCAGUGGGAACCCAAGUACAAAUCUCCUGGAAAUAUUAACAGUGGAGAAGAUCUGCUGCGUACCUACCUGUGGAAGUGUCAGUUCCUGUUGCCGCUGGUCUCUGUGGGGCUGGUGUUUCUCGCUGCGUUGGUCGGAGUGUGCGCCGGUCUUUGCCGCAGUAUCACUCCCACACUAUUUGUAGGGCUGCUGCAUCUGCUGGCCGGCCUGUGUUCCAUAGCCACUGUAUGCUGUUUCCUUGCGGGGAUGCAUUUGAUACACGAAAUAUCCGACCUGCCAGAAGGUAUGGACUAUUCUCCGGGCUGGUCCUUGUUUUUGGCCCUGGUCUCAUCUCCGCUGCAGAUCAUGGCUGCUGCGCUCUUCAUAUGGGCUGCGAGGAGCCACCGCCAACACUACACUCGAAUGACAGCCUACAGGGUUGCCUAGGCAAUAGAGGACUGACUAUAGAGUCACCGAAGCGAUUGUCCACUCUCAUAGAAAGCACACAGCCAUGUUUCUUCAGCGGCUGCUUUUACCACUAACCAAGCUUAAAUUAUGAAGGAAACAGCCAGAAUACACCACCCAAAAGUUAGUAGGUAAACUAAUGCCCCCACCAUAACACUCUUCUG
This is a messenger RNA of Carassius carassius (crucian carp), 1164 nucleotides long. RefSeq names its product claudin domain containing 1b (gene cldnd1b). Lineage: Eukaryota; Metazoa; Chordata; Actinopteri; Cypriniformes; Cyprinidae. The record is from RefSeq and is a predicted model, not a curated record. The transcript is spliced from 4 exons. Gene Ontology annotation, cellular component: membrane. The coding region runs from base 221 to 982 and encodes 253 amino acids.